AUGGAAUCAGCAGACAAACAAGUGAGUGAUGCAGACAUGUAUUGGGUACACCAGUUCCGGAGAUUUGUUCCAAGUUCUGGGGAAGCUGAAUCAAGCAUUACACCAGCAUUAAAAGAUAAGUUAAAAACACAAGAUCUGAACCAGCAGCAAGAGAAGGAGGAAAAACUGUCCCUAAAAGAACAAAGAUGUGAUGCAACGGUUGAAAAGUUGAGUUCAAAGUAUGUACAAACUGAAAAAAAUAAUGUUUGCCAUAACAUUCUAGUUGAUGUACAUAAUUCAGAAUCCAGGAAACAGUAUUUGGAUUCAUCAGAAAAGUCAAGUACAGUAGCUGCGCCAAAAGAACCUGUGUCAAUUCACCGACUGACACCUGAGACAUCACAACAAACUGUACAUACACCUAAACUGAAAGUAUCUCACCAACCUGUACGUGGAGCAUUCUAUUCACAGCUGUCUGUACCUAGGAAUACUGUGACACCUAUGGCAUCGCAAGCUAAGACCAUGCAGAAAAUCACUCGGUCAUCUGAGUUAUUUGUGAAACCUGCACAGUCACCCCAACCGCCAACAUGUACUCUGACAUCUAAUGCAUCCCAAGGUGAGACCACCCAGCAAUCUACUCAAUCAUCUGAGUCAUGCAAGAAUCCUGCACAGUCACCAGAACCUGAGGUCUCCUAUAAGUCUACAUGUACUGUGACAUCUAAUGCAUCCCAAGGUGAGACCACCCAACAAUCUACUCAAUCAUCUGAAUCAUGCAAGAAUCCUGCACAGUCACCAGAACCUGAGGUCUCUUAUCAAUCUACAUGUACUCUAGCAUCUAAUGCAUCCCAAGGUGAGACCACCCAACAAUCUACUCAAUCAUCUGAAUCAUGCAAGAAUCCUGCACAGUCACCAGAACCUGAGGUCUCUUAUCAAUCUACAUGUACUCUGACAUCUAAUGCAUCCGAAGGUGAAACCACCCAACAAUCUACUCAAUCAUCUGAAUCAUGCAAGAAUCCUGCACAGUCACCAGAACCUGAGAUCUCUUAUCAAUCUACAUGUACUCUAGCAUCUAAUGCAUCCCAAGGUGAAACCACCCAACAAUCUACUCAAUCAUCUGAAUCAUGCAAGAAUCCUGCACAGUCACCAGAACCUGAGAUCUCUUAUAAGUCUACAUGUACUCUGACAUCUAAUGCAUCCCAAGGUGAGACAACCCAACAAUCUACUCAUUCAUCUGAAUCAUGCAAGAAUCCUGCACAGUCACCAGAACCUGAGGUCUCUUAUCAAUCUACAUGUGCUCUGACAUCUAAUGCAUCCCAAGGUGAAACCACCCAACAAUCUACUCAAUCAUCUGAAUCAUGCAAGAAUCCUGCACAGUCACCAGAACCUGAGGUCUCCUAUCAAUCUACAAGUGCUCUAACAUCUAAUGCAUCCCAAGGUGAAACCACCCAACAAUCUACUCAAUUAUCUGAACCAUGCAAGAAUCCUGCACAGUCACCAGAACCUGAGAUCUCCUAUCAAUCUACAUGUACUCUGACAUCUAAUGCAUCCCAAGGUGAAACCACCCAACAAUCUACUCAAUCACCUGAAUCCUGCAAGAAUCCUGCACAGUCACCAGAACCUGAGAUCUCUUAUCAAUCUACAUGUACUCUAGCAUCUAAUGCAUCCCAAGGUGAAACCACCCAACAAUCUACUCAAUUAUCUGAACCAUGCAAGAAUCCUGCACAGUCAUCAACACCUGAGGUCUCCUAUCAGUCUACAAGUACUCUGAUGUCUAAUGCAUCAAAACAACCUGAACAGGAAGAGUCAUAUGUUGAAAUUGUGGGAGAAAUAAUUUCAAUCACAACACCUGGAGAUAGACAGGAUUCCUCACAUGAAACCUCUAAAAAACCUUUAUCAAAAACAGCAGCAGGACCUGUUCCACCUGCUGUAGGACCUAUACCUAUUAAACCAUUGCCACCAGCCAAACAAGACAAAAAAUCAGAAAUAAUUUGCAUUGACUCUGAUUCAGACUCUGAUAUUGAGAUAAUAUCAGAACAUAAAUCUCCUUCUUUAGAUGACUUUAAUGAUCAGUACUGGAUGCUACAAAGUCAAAGAUUCGUUAAAAAAUCUAGUGACAAGACAACUAUAAAUAAGAAAAAGAAACACUCUGUAAAAUCUAAGAAAAACGAUGGAACGAAAAAGCUUGUUAAAAAACGUGAUGUCGGCAAACAAAAUAAGGCUUCAAAAGCAAAGACUAAGAAAAGAAAAAAAGGCAAUGAAGAAAUUAUAAAAAGGCCCCAAAGGAGAACAAGAUGGUCAAGUAUCCAUCAGUUGAAGCCUCCAGAAAAGGAAUCACUGAUAGGCAAAGAAGUAGAAGGUGAUGUUGAUGAAUACCUUGCAGAGAAAUGUUCUGAUUCUGAUUCUGAUUCUGAUUGGUUUCCUACUUCAGAAUCUGAUUCUGAUUCUGAUUGGUGUCCAAAACGGCCAAAAGAUAAAUUACAUAAUACUUCACUUGAUAAAAAAGACCAGUUAAGUCAAAUUAACUCACAAACAGAAGUUGAGAACAAUCAGGGCAUUGGUACAGCUUGUGUUUUGUCACCUGAUGAACAAAGUAAAAAAGGUGAUACAGCAAGUAGCACUCUUUCCCCAUCAAGUACUAAUAACACAUCCUUGAAGUCUAACCAAAAGAAGCAAGUCAGUAGCUCAUUUUCUGACCAAACAGUGACUCGAAUUAUUUUAAAAACAUUAGAAAACAAUAGUGGGACCACCAAAUCUGCUGAAGGAACAUUGUUAGCUAGUGAAAUGAAAGCCACAUCUCCAGCAAAACAUUCCAGUGAAACUUGUUUGGAUCCACACGAUAUGAUUAAUGAUUGCAAAUUAGCUGAAUCUCCUGUGAUUCAGUCUGAAGAAUCACAUAAAUCACAUGGGAAAUGUAUUGAUAGUAAACAUUCUGAAAACCAGAUCUUACAACAAAACAAUGUAUCACAUAAGAAUCCAGCAUUAAAUGAACCUGCAGAAGAUUCAGGUACAGUUCAAGAUUAUUCUAGUGAUGAAGUGCAAUAUAAUAAUAAUAUUCGUAAUGAUGUUCAUGAGUUGUUGAAUGAAUUUUCUCCAUCCAAUAAACAAGUAACACCAGGCACAUCAGAAAUGACAAGCAAACCAUUACAGGAAGUUGGAAUGUCUGAUUCUUGGGUUGACCAGGAUGUUGCAAUGGAUGACUAUUGGGUUGACCAGGUGCAACGUUUUCUGCCAAAGGUCUCUGAUGACACAUCUUGCAAUUUCACCAAAAGUCCUUUAAAAACCAAGAAAACUGUAAAGCAGAAAAAGGUGUGGCCACAAGAACAAAUUAGUAAAAAAAAACAUGUUGGUAGUGAGUCAACAUCUACGAAACCCAAUAUAAAUAAGAAUAAAUCAUUGGAUACCUCUCUCAAAUCUAUGAAAACAACUGCAAAAAGGGGAAGAGGAAGACCUAGAAAAGUCAGCACAGAGCAGCCAGGACAGCAAAACUGCAAAGAACAAUUAAUUACUACAUUUAGUGAAACAUUUAAAAAUACAUCAACAAUGUUACCUAAAAAAGAACUUUCCUUACUGCACAAUACACACAAGCCAAGUGCAGGACCAGAACCAUUUGAAACAAGUGCAUUAGUAGAAACAUCUUCCACAAUUUUGAAAACAUCUGCAAUUAAAGAAAAGGAAAGACUCCAGCAAUUAUGUAGAAAACAACCACUACAGCAAAGCAAUGAACCACACCAUGCUACUGAUAUUCAACCAAAAAAUAUUACCCAUAGUGAAAGUUUACCACCAGGACAAUUUGAAACUGCAACUCAAAAAAGAAGAAGAGGAAGACCUUGCAAACAGAACAAACAGGAAAGCAAGAAACAAAAAGAAUCUGCACUUGGUGAAACAAUUGAAGAUGCAUCAACACCUUCUACAAAGGAAGCAACAUGCUCUGAGCACAUACAAACUGAAGCAAAUAAAACUUGUUAUCCUAAACUGACUGCUAAAGAAAUCAAAGCUUUUUCUCAUGGGAACAAAUUACCUGAAAUAAAAACAGAGCCAUUAGAAGAAGAAUUUGUUACCCCUAUAAAUGACAGAGAACUAGAUACAGACGGUUCACCUUCUGCUGGGUAUGAUGAAGAAAAAAGUGAUCUUUUUCAUUUACUCCAUCCUCCAAACAAUGAUCAGAAUGAUAAAUUGACAGAAACAAAUUCUACAGAUUAUUGGAUUAAUGAAUCGCAUAGAUUUGUCAAGCCUAAAAAAAAAUGCUCAUCUGAAGGGGGUGUGGAGUUAGACAACUCGUAUAAUACACAAUUACCUGUUGUGCAGAAUCUGAAAUAUGUACAGUCAUUUCAGCUAGAGCAUGAAGAGGCACCACAACGACAAGGAACUGCUGAGCUGCAGCAAAAACGAGAAAACCAUCAAACAAAACAUGAACAGCAGUCUGAUCAACAUGACCCUGAACAUAAUCUGGUAUUGCCCUCACCCAACAGUAAUUAUCAAUCAAGGGAGCAAUCUCAGCUGCAGAUUCAACAGAGUAGUUGCUCAAUUCAAUCAAUCCAACAGUCUCCAGAACAACUUGCUGACACAUUUGUGAAACGUCAGCGACAAAUUGAUGACAAUUUAGUGGAAACAUUAUUGCAACAGUUGAAACAAAGUAAACAACUGCUUCAAAUGUAUAGUGAACAAAUUCAGAAUCAGCAAGUGUUAUUACAAAAACUCCAAGAUCAACAACAGCAAUUUCGAGAACAACAUUCUAGCCUAAGUGGGGAAAUGCAACCACAACCUCAGCUGCAUGUUCACAAUCAGUUGCAGCAAGAUCUUGAGAGUCAGUUGCAGAAUCAAAAAGAUAUACUUUUUCAACAGGAAUCACAGCUUCAGGAUAUUCUGGAUAAAAAUGCUUUAGAUGAACACAAUGUAAAAACAGCUAAAGAUAACACUGAUGCACAGAUGGUCUAUAUUGGAGACAACCAACCAGUUAUGCUAGAUUCACAUGUUGAGGUACAGUCAUCAGUAAAACUGUCUUUGAUGAACCAAUACACAUCACACCAAGCACAGGCUUCAAGACAGCCACAGCAUACAAUCGUGUCGGAUCAACAAGUUAAUGCAGGUGCGGUACAGCAACUAACACAGAGACAGUUACAGUUUGAGCAACAACAAUUAAAAGAAAAUCUAAUACAGCAUGUGCCAAUAGAUCUACCACAAGUAUCAUUAAGCACACAGCACAUACAACAACAAAUGCCAUUUAAUCAACAAGAGCAAUUAAUAAAUCAGUUACAACAACAAGAAAGAAGCAAUGUACAAAAACAAAUACCAAUCCAUAAUCCCCAUCAGGUGCCAUUCAACCAACAUGUGGAGCAACAACAAAUGCAAGUAAAUCAGCUGCAACAUCAAAUGGCAUCAAAUCAACAACAAAUGCCAGUUUGGCAAUCGCAACAAGUUGGUUCACCGAGUAAUGCGUACAAUGUAAAUCGAAUACCAACAAAUCAGUAUGAACAACAAGUAUCAGUGACACCAUUGUUGCAAGAACCAAGGUCAGUAUGUCAGUUGGAGCAACAAAUGCAACCUGCAACAUAUGACCCACUAAUAAACCAGCAGAACCAACAGCAGUCCAUAACUCAACAUGAUGGUGUGACUCAACUAACACCAAGACAGUCAGAGCCCUUAGAACAGUGGAACAAAGCUGAAGCUUUGAAGAGGUUGCUAAUUGAAAGGCGGCAGACUCAAAGGAAUUGUCAGCCUGGACAGUGUCUGAAACAAUCAGUAAAGACAAACCAACAAUCCAAGGAAGAUCAUCUGCUCAGUGUUUGUUGUCAAAAAGAGCAAGAAUCGGGAGCUUGGCAGCAACAACUAAGAUCAACAAUCCACAAAGACAAGGGGAGCCAGGGGCAAAGCACAUUUGCUCCUGUACAAAUACAUGCACCUUUUCAACAACAACAACAACAACAACAACCUAUACCUAAUCAAAGAGAAUUGUAUCAACAACUGUCUCCACAAUUUUCUUCUGUAAACACUUUUUCCUCCAAGCCAAUGUGA
Messenger RNA from Saccoglossus kowalevskii, 5988 nucleotides. Its product is annotated as interaptin-like. The record is from RefSeq and is a predicted model, not a curated record. Lineage: Eukaryota; Metazoa; Hemichordata; Enteropneusta; Harrimaniidae.